CGAACAGCGCUUCAAAUAAUGGCGGCUGUGGUAGCCCUUCUUCUCCAAGGCAAAGUGUUGCCAAAAGAUGUGAUCAUUUGGUUGAAAAAAGAGCAAAAGCAGGACUGUUCUACUGCAUUGCAACUUCUAAAUCAAACUAAUUUGAAGUCAGAAUUUGUUCCUUAUCUUUUGGACAAUUUGAGAGAACAAAGUUCACCUUUACUGGUAUCAAGCCAGUCAAAUGGUUGCUCACCAGUGAAGACACCUCGCUCACUUAGUAGAUCCGCCAGCUCUACCAGGACCAGCUCUAAUAGGGUACAAUUGUUUGUUAGUCCAAAUAAAAAUGCUAGUCCAAGACUUCAGCUGACAACUCCAAAAACUGACAGACAAUCAGUCACACCACGAUCAGCGAAAUCUGAAGAUAGUUUCUCACGAAAAGAAUUUGUGUAUUCACCAUACAGUCCUUACUUUGAGGAUAGUAAACACAGAGACUCACAUUACACACCUAGGCACAAAUCAUUAGCUCAAAGUAGGGAUCAUGCUACAAACCUAUCACCAGAGAUCUUGUUGCCAAGGGGAUACCGGAAGAAAACUGGGGAUGAUGACAGGUAUAAAGGUCAGUAUCAUCAGUCACCAGGAACAAAAAGAAAAUCUGGGAACAAGAGACGUAGCAAUGAACACAAACUGAAGUCUGUUAAUGAGAUACACCUUGACAGUUUAGAAGAUUUUCCUCCAAUAAGUAAACCUGUUGUCACCAGAAGAAUCAAACCAACUCCAGUCUCUGGAGAUCGAUUACAAAACAGAACACAGACAUUAUUUACAUCAUCGCCAUCACUACCCUCUGAACAAUCUGCAUUUACUGCCUCUGAAAUCAAUCAUAACCAAAUAGAAACGAAGACACUGUCAACACCAUGUAAAGCAUUGGAUGAAGAAAGAGAAUUGCUACGAAUUGAAAGACAGAAGCAGAAAGUGGAUGUAAUUGCAGCAAGCCCUCAUAAAAGUGAACUGCCAUUAACAGGUCCAAUAACUCCAACUAAAUCAUCUAUUAACACAAUGUGUAAGGUAGAAGUGAUACAACCGAGAAGAGAUAGAGUUACUUGUAUCAACCAAUUAAAUCUCUUAGCUGACAUCUAUAGUUGCUGUGUACAAGAAUUUCUGGUACCAAAUAUAACUGUAGAAUUGUAUUUUAUAAUACAAUUAUUAACGUCAAGAUGCAUCAGUGAAGAAACACUGUCUGAAGAUUUUAGCCAAGAUAGUGAAGAAAUAAAUUAUCUCAGAACUGCUCAUAACUGUGUUUUCUUUGCUGUUACUGUUUUGGCUAAACUACAUGUACAUAGUGCCUUGUAUAAAUCAAAGAUGAAAUUCUGUAUCAUAGUAUCCAUGGUAAUGUGCCUGACAACAGUGAUGAGAGUGGUUGCUGCUCAUUUAGACUUAGUGAAAGUGGUCCAUGCAGAGGGAGAAGGAUGCUUCAAGUCUUGGGAAAAGUUUUGGCUCCUCAGUCUGGUACCAUCAGUCUUGGGAAUCCUGUCUCUGCCGAAAAACAAAGUGACAUAUUUGAUGAUGUAUGCAAUUGGAACUAUGGUGUUUGGUGUUGGUGGCGCCUGUUGGGGAGCAUAUAAACUGUACCCAGAUGCAAUAAAAUACAUUCAUACAGGUGAAACUGCAGAGGUGAUAUUGGGUUUGCCAUCUGCUGGAAUCCGAUAUUUGAUACUUGGUAUUACGAUGAUGAUUUAUGCAUUUGGACUUUAUUUUGCAAAUAUGCUAUUGACAGCUUGGAAAACAAAAGGACUGAAGCGACAGUAA
Messenger RNA from Saccoglossus kowalevskii, 1782 nucleotides. Its product is annotated as codanin-1-like. NCBI's taxonomy places the organism in Eukaryota, Metazoa, Hemichordata, Enteropneusta, Harrimaniidae. The record is from RefSeq and is a predicted model, not a curated record. Gene Ontology annotation, cellular component: nucleus. Gene Ontology annotation, biological process: chromatin organization.